Heterobilharzia americana is the source of this 9696-nucleotide messenger RNA. Lineage: Eukaryota; Metazoa; Platyhelminthes; Trematoda; Strigeidida; Schistosomatidae. The record is from the annotation of a GenBank genome assembly.
AUGUCGAAAAGUGCUCAGUCACUCCUGCCAGUCCUUAGUUUAUUUCGAAACAAAAAAAACCACAAGAGUAACCACUCAGAAAUCAACCAGAUUAUUAAACUCUACGCAUCAGAAGCAGAACGUCAUUUCAUUCGUUGCUUAUUUUCUUCAAUCGACUGUUCGAAUGAAACAAAGUCUCAAAAAGACUUACACCAGGUUCAGUAUUUCAGUCAAGAACUCAGCAAAUUACUUACAAAGUUCAAUUUCGUGUCACUUAUCUGUUACUCCAUAGAAAAGCCUCUACUAACACACAAGAAUGAUAUAUCACCUAUAAGAUUGUUUUCACAAAUCACUCAGAUUUCAACAUUAAAUCGUCUACAAGAAGUGAUUCUUGGUCUUUCACUUACGCAUACAAAUGAUGCCCAACUGAAUACUAGUGCAAAACACUGGGUUCACCAAAAACUAUCAGAUUUUAUUCAAGCACACCUUGCUGUUGAUAAUGUUCAAACAGCAAAUACUUGCGGUAGCUCUACUAGUGCUGGUGGUAGUGUACAAUUAUCGAAUAUUAUCGAUGGUCAAACAACAAGUACACUUAGUUCGAAACCCCUUCAAGACUCAUCAAAUACAUACAGUUUACAUGAAAUUAGCACAGAAUUAUUACAUUUCAUUCUGAGUCAUCUAUUUGAAGAUAGUGAGCAUUAUGGAUUAUCAGAUAGUGUGAUGACAAAUUUUAUCUAUUCUUUACGCACAGAUUAUCCUCGUGGCUGUUCAUCAAUGUUGCUUAACACCUUUUUAUAUCCAGAUAUUGUUGGUCAUCCAAUGAUUAUUAAAACAUAUCAAACUGGUUUCAGUAUGGGUAAAUCUGUCCCGUGUAUUUUUGGUGCUAAAUCAAAUUCUAUAAUUCAAAUCGGGUCGACAAAUAUGACAACAAGUGAACCGGUGACUUUGUUAUCAAUGUUUACAAAAUCUUCAAUAUGUGGUUGUGGAUUAUCUUCGAGUGAUCCUUUUAUAGUUGCAGAUUUCUUGGAAGAAUUAGGCUAUGCUUGUACAAUAACACUGGAAUCAAUGCGUUCAGUACUAAAUUGCUUUGAAGUAGAUGAAUUGAGUCCAACAGUCAUUGCAAAAUGUUUAUGUUUAUUCUUUCGAACGGCUGACGGACAAUUGAAUACUGAUGAAGAACACGAGAAUAGUAAGGCGUAUAUUACAGCCUAUAAUAAAGUAAUGUUAUACAAUGCUCAGUGUAAAGAUUUACAACAAUCACAAUUAGGUGAUACUUUAUAUACUAAUGCAGACGACAUGACUUCAUCAAUAUCGACAUGGAAUGUGGAAAAUUUUCUCAUUGUUCUAAUUGAAAUGAUUCCUAAUCUGAAAAUUAUCACAGUGUUAAAUGAACUCGACUGUCCAGAAUUCAUGAUAACAAGCCGUCAGUCUUUCAAUUUAUUUAAACAAAUCAUUUUCUAUGCAAAUCAAUCAAAUCUUCCCAAAGAAUUCUUUUAUCGUCCAUGGGUAAAUGUCUAUGGACAGUUGAGUUUACUACACUGUUGUUGUAUAUAUCCUGAUAUCAUAUGUCUAGCGUAUUGGCCGUAUCGAUAUAUUGAUAUGAGUCUGUAUCAUAUCUCAUCAGAUGAAGAACAUGGUGUACUAUUACAAAUAUGGAAGAAUAUCGACUAUGUUCAAGCAUUGCUAAAUCUGUCUGAAAGAGGCUUAUAUUCUGAUAUCUACCGAUUACUUAAACAGGCAUUCAUUCUAUGCCCAGAUAUUCUGACAGCCACCUUACUUGAAACGAAAUUUUGUACUCUACGUAAUGUAAUGCUUGGUCAUGCAUUCAUAUACUUCCUUACAAACCGAUUGAAUUCACAGAUUAUUCUACAAACUGCAUGGAAUGGUGGAAAAUCGAUUGUUCUAACAAGUACAGAACUGCAACAUCAACGUCAUUUAUUGAUAGCCUCAUGUAUUAACUAUACAGCUCAAUUGUUAUGUGAUGAAACAUCAAGUGAAUCGUGUACACUCUAUCCAUCAUCUUUAUCUCCACAAAGUCUACAUAUUGUAAAGGAUAAUAAUAAUGAUAACAAUGAUAAUAAUGUAUCAGUGAAUUUUUCACGAUUCAUUGAAUUACUUGCCAGUAUCACGGAUACAAAUGUACAUGGAUAUGAUCUACUACCUUUAUUGUUAGGUACAACUGAAUCUUCAUCUAUAGCGAUUUCAAAUCUCUUACAUUCUCCUACAUCAUCAUCAUUAUCAUUAUCAGAUGGUAACAGUGGAAAAAAUGUUUUCGAUCCUGGUAACAUUGAUAAUAUAGCUGGUUUACCUAUUCAUUUAUUAUUACCACCAAAUCAAUCGAUUGAUUUAACUCUAGUUCUAGUUGUAUGUAUGGUAAAUGCUAUCAAUUCAGAGAAUAAUACUACAACCUCAAUAACAUCUGUUCAGAUUGCAAUUAAAUCAUUUUUAUCACAAUGGUUCACUGAACACUUUCAUGAUAAAAUAACAGCGGAUCCUUUCGCUUAUGCUGUUGUCGAUUAUUUACGUGCAAAGUAUUCAUCAUAUAUUGCUCCGGAUACAGCUUGCCUUCCACGUAGUAAACAAGUUCUACCUGUUGAACUUCGUAAACCGUCUCUUAGUCUAUUGACGCAUAUUAUUCAAUCAGCGCAAGCAGCUCUGAGAUCGGGUCCGUGUUUUGUUUCUCGUUCAGUGCUUACUGAAGUACACCAAUCACUUAACUCUUUGCUGCAACUUGUAAUUAAUUCAGCCCUUAAUCGUUCUACCAAUCAAUCUGUAUCGUCGACCAACGUUAGUAAUAACGUAUCGGCUAUGAAAACAAGUGUUGCCGGUUCAACUCAAUCUCAUUUACAAACAACGAGAGCAUCAAGUUCUACUGCUUCCACGAAUCUCCGACUUCCAGCGACCAAUCUACCAACAGUUGCCACUUUAACUCCAUCCCAUAAGUUUGCUACAAAUGUUGAUUCAAAUGCUGGUGUAACGCGUAGUAUUAACGCUAAUACCCUGAACAACAACAAUAAAUUGAAUCCUAGUAGUAUGCAACAGGUUAGCAAUCCUCUUACAUUACAGCUUGCAGCUCGACGUAAAGCACAAGCUUCUGGUAUGGUUGGUCCAUCUGUGACAACAGAUACAAUUCAAACGUUGAAUAACAAUUUUAUAACUAGUAUUUCAGCUGUAAUGGAACAUCCUCCUAUGGAACUUUCAUUCGUGAAUGAACCUAUCAAAAUCCAGUUGAGCAAAGAAGCUGAAGCAGAAGCUAAUACAUUUUUUCAAAAAUUGUUAGAAGGUAUCAAUCCACCUGAUGAAAUGUUUAAAACGUUAUAUGAUUUUGCAACUCAAGGAACUCCUGUUCAACGCAAACUUUUAGAUGGAAUUUUACGUAUGCUAGCUGAUGAAGUAUCACGUCAUUUACAAGAUUAUCCUGAAGUGAUGUUACCAUUAAUUGCUGACCUCUAUGGUAGUGUUCUUGCUGCUAGUACUCAUCUCUUUUCUAUACGUGCUCUAUCAAUGUUAUGGCGUUCUGUGUUAGCUCGAUUGUUUAUUCUACCACCAGAGACUCAUAUGGAUUCACCAUUGUUUCGUGCAAUGAUUCAUAUCCUUAUGAAAGCUAAAAACACAUUUGUGCAUUUCUCUAAUCUACCAAAUUGUUUGGCCAGUUGUCCAGUGUUCAAACUGUUUCCACAUGACCUUCAAGGUUACAUUUUAAACUCUGAAAUAGCUAUUAAAAAUUACACAAUCUCACAACAGAAUGCUUCUUUAUCCAAGAAUUUGACAACUACAGGAAAUAAUAAUUCAGUAAAUCAAUUGAUUGGAGGAAAUUAUCAACAUAUUGAGUCUAUGAUACAACCAUCUUCUAGUUUAAAUUUAUCUAUUUGUAUUUCAACUGGCACUAAUGAUGUAUGUAUAAAAGCUCCUGAUCCACCAGAAGAAAGUAUUUCUGAUCGUAUCUACUUUCUAUUCAAUAAUGUCUCAAAGGUGAAUGCUAAAGAAAAGUCAAAUGAAUUAGCCAGUAUAUUAUCUGAAGAUGAAAUUAUUCCUUGGUUUGCUUUUUAUCUUGUUAGUAAAAGAAUUCCUGUAGAACAAACAUUUCAUGAUCUAUUUGCACUUGUUCUUGAUUAUAUACAAGAACGAGUACCAAAUGUUAGACCAAAAGUUAUGUAUGAACUUAUUCGACACAUCAAGUUUCUUUUGCGUAAUAUGCGUUUGGAUAAGGAUGAUAUGCAAGCGCGUAGCACUUUGAAAAAUUUUGGCAGUUUUCUUGGUCUCAUAACUUUGGCGCGUAAUAAACCAGUUCUACACGAUGAUUUAAAUAUUAAAGAUUUAAUUUAUGAAGCCUACUAUAAAGGUCCUAUUCCUACACAAUAUGUUGUACCAUUCGUUGCUCGAGUUGUUCGAGGUGCAACUGAGAGUUUAGUUUUUCGCCCACCGAAUCCAUGGACUAUGGCAAUACUCAAAGUUUUACGUGAAUUAUACGAUAUGGAUAAUGUAAAGGAUUGUCUACGCUUUGAGAUUGAAAUCUUGUAUCGUGCAUUCGAUUUGAAUCUGAAUGAUAUACCAUCUGCACAUUUUUUGCGUGAUCCAUCACAUUCAUCUAACCUGGAUAUCGAAUUAUGCUUCAUUGCUACAACAACAACAACGACGACAACAACAACAACAACUUCAGCUUCUGUGUCUACUACGAGUAUUACAACUGGUCAAAUUAUUGUGUCAACUAAUCCAUCCACAAUAACUAGCGUAGACUCAUCACUUUAUCCAGGUGUUGGUUCUUCGACUGUAACAACCGUGACAACGACAACAUUUUCAACUGGGACAUCUGGAUCGAGUUUAUCAUCACAGCAGCAGCAAAAGCAACAAUUACCCGCCAUGUUCUCUAUGCUUCACAAACAACAACAACAACAGCGUCAACAGGUUUCUGCCUCAGAGUCUGUGUCAACCCAACAGACUGCCUAUUCGGCUUCUGGUUUAGAUAUUGCUAAUUUAGUACAGAACUCUACUGGCUCAUGUUCUACUUCUAAUCGUCAAACAGCAGCUGCACUUGCAGCUGCAGUAGCCGCUAUCAAAAAACAACAGUAUGGUCCAUCUGCAACUUGUACUUCUUCUAUACUAUCUAUGCAACAGCAUCAACAACAGUUGAAUGCUGCAAUGGCUACUUUUCAACAUGGACAACCAUCUACGCAACAACAGGUUCAAAUGUCUCACCAACCACAAACACCACAGAGCAUUUUACCUACGCAUAAUAACUCAAUGGCUGUUGUUACUGCUCAAUCAAAUCCUGUUGGUCCAUUAAAUAAUGAUAUGAGUGGAACAUUGUUCACUGGGCAUUUAUUACGUUAUGAAGAUGUAAAUAUUCGAAGUAUACGUGCUUGUUUAAAUUUAGAUGAAUUAUUAACUAAUGCUGUAAUGAAUAGUCGAAAUACUGGAAAUAAUUCCAAUGUGAUAAAUACAUCAUUCUCUUUAUUACAAGCUAAUCCUAGAUUACGUAGUUUAAUUGAACCGGCUAUUAUACGAUCAAUCAAUGAAUUGACUACACCAGUAUUUGAACGAUGUGCACGUAUCACUGUAACAACUGUUAUUGCUAUAGUACGUAAAGAUUUUGCAUUAGAUCCAGAUCCUACACGUAUAUUAUAUGCUGGUUGUCAAAUGAUUCGACAUCUUGCUGCUGGAAUGUCAUUAAUAACAGCAAGAGAAGCUUUAGGUAUGUCUCUUGUAACAAGUUUAAAGAAUAUUAUACUAUCUGAAAUUCAAUCUGCAACAAUUCAAGACAAAGAAGCUAUUCAACAAUUAGCAUAUUUUAUUGUCGGGAAAAGUAUGCAUAUAUGUCUAGCAUAUAUGCAGAAAUUAGUUGCUGAAAAAGCUGUCAAAGAUGUUGAAAAAAAACUAGAAAAUGAUAUUAAACUACGUACUGAACUUGGCCCAAUACGUUUUAUGGAACAAGCUACAAAUCAAUUGACAUCUCAACAAUCUAAUAUGCCAGAAUCAUUACGUCUUUCAGCUGGUGGUCCAACUGCAACAGAAAUGGCUGUUUAUGAAGAAUUCGGUCGUGUCAUUCCUGGUUUUGCACCAAGUACAUCAGGAACUAUGAUGGGUACAUCGACUUCAUCCAUUUUGCCAACUGCAACUUUAACUUCACUUACAACAGGUCAACAAUCCAUUUCUCCAUCUACUGUAAAUUCUCCUGCUUCUAUGGCUGCAUAUCUUCAGUUAUCUGCGACACAAAAACAACAGCUCUCAUCGACUGGAAUUCUUCAACGACAACCAGCUCCUUCUGUAGGAGUUGCUACUGGAGCACCUGUGAAACCGACAGUCUACCCAACUCCUACCCCUCAACAACCAUCUGGAGGCUACCAAACACCCUUAGCUGGUUUGUUUGAUAAAAUUGUUGGACAGAUAGAACGUCAUUUAGUUGCUAUUUCUGGCCGAUUACGUCCUGCAAAUGAUCCAAUGUGUCAAUCUUUACGUUGUUUAAUUGAUGCACUUCAUCUGGCUAAAACUAGUCGAGAUACAAAUAUAGCCAGUAAUGUGAUCACUGUAAUGGUUCAAAGUUUCCUAGAACACUAUCGACCCAGUUUUUGGAGAGAUCAACCACGUGGAUUAGAAACAAUGGAACAUUUAAAAGAGGCUCAUAUGCUUACUCUUCGUCAUAUGUUAUCUUUCGAACAGACUCCAUUUGGUUAUGCAUGGGUUACUCGACAAGUUACUCAUACAUGGAUCCAUUUAGAUGGAGGUAAUAGUCAAAGUUCUACAUCCUUGUCAAACACUGGAAAUAUUUCAACUACUGACAACCUACAAAAUCAAGAAUCUGAUUUAAUAAACCCUUCCGGGGAUAAAAGUACAUUAGAUAUAGCAGAUGCCUGGGCGGCAGGUGGUUGGAAACAGUUUAAUGAGAAUGCAGGCAAUACCACUUGUGAUAAUCGUCUCGUUUCAAUCAAAUGGAAUUGGGAAGCAUUUGCUGAACUUUUAAGAGUUCAUGUUAUCUAUUUCUCUCAAAUUGAUGCUUAUUUGGCUCAAGAAGUUGCUAAAGGUCAUUCAGGAGCAAUUACUUUUGUAAUUGAUUUAUUGGAUCAUUUUGUUUUGCCUAGUCCAACUGGUACAUCAUUGGGUGCAGCAGCAGCUGCAGCUGCUUGUUAUGCUCGAGCUAAUACAUCUAUUAUCCCUUCACAGUCAAGUAGUGUUAACAAUGGAUCAUCAAGUGGUAAUGUGAAUGUUUCUGGUGGUAAUACUGUUAACUAUCCAAUAAAUUCAUCUAAUAAUUCACUCAUAUGUUCAACAAAACGUGAAUUCACUGUACUUAAUGAAUAUGAUUUAUGGUUAACCUUGGAAGCAAUGAGAAAUCGUGUUGCUUACCUUAACAACACUUUAUCAACACCUUCAUUAACAGAUCCUUUAGGCUUACGAUUAAGAUUAGCUUGUGCACGUGUUCGUGGUCUACUCGAUUUGGGUCUUAUGGAACAGUCACCAUUGUUCACUGGUUCUUCUGCUACAAUUGGUGCAUUAUAUGCUGGUUGUAGUCAAGCUCAUGAGUUCGAUGAUCCUCCUAAUCUUCAAGAAAAAGUAGAAUUGAUUAUGCGAAAUUGGAUUGAAAUCUAUCAAAGCCCUAAACAACGUGAUCCAACUACUAUUGAAAGUCUUCUUAGUCAAUUAACACAAAUCGGUGUCCUACCGAAUAUAAAUAAUUCUACUCGAUUUUUACGUUUAGGUACAAUUUUUGUCAUUGAAAGAGCUAUGAAACAACUUAAAUUACAUGAACAACAACCUCAAACAACUAGUGGGAAUAGUGGAGGAUUACCGAGUAGUAGUGGUGGUGGUGGCGGCGGUGGUGGUGGUACCAAUUCAACUAAUUGUCGUGUUGCAGCUUAUGUGGAAUUGGAUGCCUAUGCUCGUCUAGUCACUAUCCUAAUUAAUCAGUUAGGUGAAACUCCUCAAGGAGAAUAUCCUAAUGCUAAGGUGGCAUUAUUGAAUAAAGUGUUAGGACUUAUUGCUGGUACAUUACUUCAAGAGCAUGAAGUUCGUCGUGAUUUAUUUCAUCCUAUGCCUUUUGAACGUCUUCUGGUUAUUUUAUUUGUUGAACUACAAUCACCUGGAUUAUUACCGCCUACAGGACAAUUUCCUAUUGGUAUUUCACCGAGAUCAGAUGUCAAUACAGAUGAUAUAUGUGUUGAGAAUACAAAUUCAGAUAGUGAUAAUACACAUCAAAAUCUUGACACAGAUAAAAUGUGUACAGGUAAAUCAUCAGGAGAUGGUGUUAAUGAACUUCGAAUCGGUAGUACAUCAAUGAAAUCAUUGGGUCCAUUAACUCUCCAACAGCAAUUACCUCUAAUUUUUUGUCAUCUAUUACACUGUUUAAGACCAGAGAAAGCGACUGCAUUUGUCUUUUCAUGGCUUGAAAUGUUAGCUCAUCGUUGGUUUGUUGGACGUAUCCUAUGUGCUCCAGGUCCUACAAAACUUCGUUCAGCAUAUCAAGCUAUGUAUGCUCAAUUGUUAGCGGAUUUAUUGAAAUUUUUGGGAUAUUUCCUUCAAAAUGCACUUAUGCCUAAACCAAUUCAAUGUUUAUAUAAAGCUACCCUACGCCUUUUAUUAGUAUUGAUACAUGAUUUCCCGGAGUUUGUUUCAGACUAUUAUGCAUUGUUUUGUGAUGUUGUCCCAUCCAACUCCAUUCAGAUGCGUAAUAUCAUUUUAUCUGCAUUGCCUAAACGAGGUAUACCUUCUGCUGACCCUCUACAGGCACCUCCAGUUGAUCAUUUAGCUUCUCUUGAAGAUCCUACUGGAUAUUGCAUGGAAGCUGGUUCUCGCCUUCCAGAACCGAUGCGGUGUGAAUUAGAUGCAUAUCUGACCACUCGGGCUCCUGUGAAACUGCUCAGUGAACUCGUCACAAUGUUGAGGCGUGCUGAUGAUAUAAUGCCACCUUUACCGCCGCCACAGUUCGCCUACCAUCCUCAACAGCAGGCUAGACAUCAACAAGCACUGGCAGCAUAUGCAGUUGCACUAGCAGCAAAUGAUAUCAACGGGAAGAGUAGUGCUGCAGAAGCUUGGGAGGGAAAUUUUCCCGCAGCUGCUGACCAUGAUACUUCAUCUGCAAACAGUACAGCAAGUUGUAGAACAACACUUGCUUUGCCUAGUUCUAUUAGUAGCAGUUCUAGUGCAGCUUUAGCUGCCUUAUUAUGGGGAGUACGUGCAACUCAGCAAUUGGCAACAUUUGGUCUUGCUGAUAGUAUGCAUUACAAUAUUGAAUUAAUGACUAACUUGACAUUAUACGUCUGUAUUACUGCUAUUCGUAGUCUUCGUGAAAAAGGAAUGCCGUUGAAUAUGAGCACUAUUGCACAUACACCUCAAAUGGAUAUCAUUCAAAGUUUAGUGCUAAAUCUUGAUAAUGAAGGUCGUUACCUUCUACUGAAUUGUAUGGCAAAUCAACUUCGUUAUCCUAAUUCUCAUACUUAUUAUUUCAGUUAUACAAUUUUAUAUUUAUUUUCUGAACAAUCUAAAGAACAAGUGAAAGAACAGAUUAGUCGUGUAUUAAUGGAAAGAUUAAUUGUAAAUCGUCCACAUCCAUGGGGAUUAUUAAUGACAAGUGCAGAAUUAUUACGUAAUCCAGCUUACAGAUUUUGGGAGCAUGAAUUUGCUCGAUGUAAUCCAGAGAUUGAAGCAAUUGUGACAAUCGUUGCACGUAGUUGCAUACCUAAUUUUCAAAUUCCAAAUGUAAAUUCUUCUCUUGACAUAAGAUAA